Orycteropus afer afer is the source of this 1205-nucleotide messenger RNA. Its product is annotated as KIAA1191 ortholog. Gene Ontology annotation, cellular component: cytoplasm. Lineage: Eukaryota; Metazoa; Chordata; Mammalia; Tubulidentata; Orycteropodidae. The record is from RefSeq and is a predicted model, not a curated record.
UCAUGGCUUGGAUCCGCACUGCGCUGCAGCGUCUUGGGAGACGUGGGUCCUCCGAGCCUCUUUAGUGCCGGAGCUCUGGCCGCAGGGAGCCCCGCGGCGGCGCGACGAAGGAACAGAACCUCUGGAUGGACUCUUCCUGGGAAGUUUUGCUAACUUGCAGCAGCUGGACCAUGUUCCUCAUUAAUAUCUGUCUGUCAGCAUAAUCGUCACAUCAUUUCACUGUGGUGGCAGGGACACACAGCUCUGGAAUUCUGUUUAGAAAAAGCAUCUGGAUCCCAGUCUUUUCAAUGGCUUCGAGACAAUCAGAAGUACCUGCUCUUGAGCCUAGUGGGCCUCUAGGCAAGAUGUCCCUGCCCAUUGGGAUGUACCGCCGGGCAUUCAGCUAUGACGAUGCCCUUGAGGACCCUGCGCCCAUGACUCCUCCUCCAUCAGACAUGGGCAGCAUCCCCUGGAAGCCAGUGAUUCCAGAGCGCAAGUAUCAGCACCUCGCCAAGGUGGAGGAAGGAGAGUCCAGUGUAUCCUCCCCUGCCAUGACCCUGUCAUCGGCCACUGACAGUAUGGACAAGGUCCCAGUGGUGAAGGCUAAAGCCACCCAUAUCAUCAUGAAUUCUCUGAUCACAAAACAGACCCAGGAGAGCAUUCAGCGGUUUGAGCAACAGGCAGGGCUGAGAGAUGUUGGCUACACACCCCACAAGGGCCUCACUACCGAGGAGACCAAGUACCUUCGAGUGGCAGAAGCACUUCACAAACUAAAGCUGCAGAGUGGAGAGAUCACAAAGGAAGAGAAGCAGCCUGCAUCAGCCCCAUCCACCCCAAGCAGCACCCCUCACUCUUCCCCUAAGCAGAAAUCCAGAGGCUGGUUCACUUCUGGUUCUUCUGCAGCCUUACCUGGCCCAGAUUCUAGCACCAUGGAUUCUGGAAGUGGGGAUAAGGACAGAAACCCAUCUGAUAUAUGGAGCCUCUUUGGACCGAGAUCCCUCCAGAAGUCUGAUUCUGGAGGUUUUGCCACCCAGGCUUACAGAGGAGCCCAGAAACCCUCUCCAAUGGAACUGAUCCGUGUGCAGGCCACUCGUAUGGCUGAGGAUCCAGCGGCCUUCAAGCCACCCAAGAUGGACAUCCCAGUGAUAGAAGGGAAGAAACAAGCACCCCGGGCCCAUAACCUCAAACCCCGUGACUUGAAUGUGCUUACGCCCACUGGGUUCUAG